Molecule: messenger RNA, 2713 nt
Organism: Helianthus annuus (common sunflower)
Lineage: Eukaryota; Viridiplantae; Streptophyta; Magnoliopsida; Asterales; Asteraceae
Product: N-terminal kinase-like protein
Exons: 21
Coding region: 120-2540 (806 amino acids)
Biological process (GO): protein phosphorylation
Molecular function (GO): ATP binding; protein kinase activity
Source: RefSeq, a predicted model, not a curated record
UUAACAGUGACAUACACCAUCUCCAUUCCAUUUCGUCUCCACUCCCUCGUGUCUGCUCUGUACGGAUCGCAUCACUCUACAGCUUCAGAUCGAUCGAUCGCCGUUUCAUUAGCGAACAGAUGUUCAAAUUCCUGAAAGAUGUGGUGUCUGGAUCUGGUGCGGGCGUGAAGGAUUUGCCGUACAACAUCGGCGAACCCUAUUCAUCCGCUUGGGGCUCCUGGACGCACUCUCGCGGCACCUCUAAAGAUGAUGGAUCACCGGUGUCAAUAUUUUCUAUUACAGGAAGCAAUGCCAAUGACGGGCAUUUAGCUGCUGCACGCAAUGGUGUCAAGCGCCUUCGAACAGUCAGGCAUCCAAAUAUAUUGUCAUUUCUUCAUAGUACCGAGACCGAGAUAUCUGAUGGGUCAUCCACAAAGGUCGUUAUUUAUAUUGUGACUGAACCUGUUAUGCCACUGGCGGAAAAGAUUAAGGAAUUAGGCUUACAAGGAGUACAAAGGAAUGAAUAUUAUGCUUGGGGCCUGUCCCGCAUAGCAAAAGCUGUGAGCUUUCUCAAUAAUGAUUGCAAACUUGUGCAUGGUAAUGUGUGUUUGGAAAGUGUGGUAGUUACUCCAACUUUAGACUGGAAGUUGCAUGCUUUUGAUGCUCUUUCGGAGUUUGAUGGGAAUAAUGAAGUCUCUACAGGACCUAUGUUGCAAUAUGAAUGGAUUGUUGGCUCACAAUACAAACCGAUGGAGCUGGCAAAAUCAGACUGGGCUACAAUCAGAAAAUCUCCACCGUGGGCAAUUGAUUCUUGGGGUUUAGGCUGUCUCAUAUAUGAGAUUUUUACGGGUUUGAAACUAAGCAAGACUGAGGAGCUGAGGAAUACAGCUUCAAUACCAAAGUCUCUACUUCCAGAUUAUCAGCGACUCUUGAGUUCUAUGCCUUCUCGCAGGUUGAAUUCAUCAAAGCUCGUCGAGAAUUGUGAGUAUUUUCAGAACAAGUUGGUGGAUACAAUUCAUUUUAUGGAAAUACUUAAUUUAAAGGACAGUGUUGAGAAGGAUACAUUCUUCCGCAAACUUCCAACUCUAGCAGAGCAGCUGCCUCGUGAAAUUGUUCUUAAGAAGUUACUUCCUUUGCUAGCUUCCGCCUUAGAAUUCGGUUCAGCUGCUGCACCUGCUUUGACUGCAUAUUUGAAAAUGGGUGCUUGGCUUUCAUCAGAAGAAUUCAAUAAAAAGGUCCUACCAACAAUUGUGAAACUUUUUGCUUCCAAUGACCGUGCUAUUCGAGUUGGUCUUCUGCAGCAUAUUGAUCAAUACGGGGAGUCGCUUUCAGCCCAAGUUGUUGAUGAGCAAGUCUACCCACAUGUUGCUACUGGUUUUUCAGAUACAUCUGCUUUUUUGCGUGAACUGACUCUGAAAUCCAUGCUUGUUCUUGCUCCUAAGUUGUCUCAACGCACUUUGUCUGGGUCACUCUUGAAAUAUCUUUCAAAGCUCCAGGUGGACGAGGAACCGGCAAUCAGAACAAAUACCACAAUACUACUUGGAAAUAUUGCUAGCCACCUUAACGAAGGGACACGGAAGAGAGUUCUUAUUAAUGCAUUCACCGUUCGUGCGUUGCGUGAUACAUUUCCGUCAGCCCGAGGAGCAGGUAUAAUGGCUCUUUGCGCAACCAGUUCUUAUUAUGACGCCCAAGAGAUUGCAGCUCGUAUACUGCCAAACGUUGUUGUGCUUACUAUUGAUCCCGACAGUGAUGUUCGAUCAAAGGCCUUUCAAGCAGUUGAACAGUUUUUGCAGAUAGUGAAGCAGUAUCAUGAAAAGACAUAUGUUGGGGAUGGCACCGAGACGACUACAGCUUCAGGAAAUACAUCACUUCCAGGAAAUGCCAGUAUACUUGGAUGGGCUAUGAGUUCGUUGACGAUGAAAGGCAAACCUUCUGAACAAGCUGCGCACGCACCCCCAAAAUCGACCUCACCUCUUGUUUCUGCUGUCUCCAAUGCCAGCUCAGUGGUACCGGAUAUUCAAAGUACGACACUAAUCAGUAGGGCAAGUUCAGGUGUUGAUAGUACUUAUCAUGAUAUGGAUGAUCAACCGGCACCUGUGUCGCCUACCUCCUCAACUGACGGUUGGGGUGAACUCGAGAAUGGUAUUCAUGAAGACCCCGGAAGUGAAAAAGACGGGUGGGAUGAUAUGUUGCCACUAGAAGACGAAAAGCCCUCACCGGCCCUCGCUAACAUUCAAGCUGCUCAAAAACGGCCCGUCAUACAGACAAAAUCACAAGUUUCAAUUCCACGGCCAAAGUCUACGUCAAAUGUGGGAAAAGAUGAAGACGACGACUUAUGGGGUUCAAUAGCUGCCCCACCUCCAAAAGUGGGUGCAAAGCCCUUACACGCGAACCCUAGUGCUACAAUUGAUAGCGAUGAUCCAUGGGCUGCAAUUGCAGCACCUCCACCAACCACCAGGGCCAAGCCUUUAUCGGCUGGUCGUGGCCGAGGAUCCAAACCUUCGGGUCUAAAAUUGGGAGCUCAGAGGAUAAACCGGGCAUCUUCGACUCAAAAGUUCUGAUACAGAAAAAUAGUUGAAAUUCAUUUGACGAUUUAGGUUGAAUAGGUGUAUAUUUGUGGAAAAUAAUGUGUAUCCUUGCAUAUUUUUUUUCAUCUAACUCCCCAUUUUGAAAUCGAAAUUAUUCCAUGCUAGUAAUAGUAAUUAUAUAUGAUAUAUUAAGUUUGGUUUGAGUA